ACAUCAGACCACGUUCCCUUAGAUAUCGCGAUAAUUAGGUAUGCAUAAUCUAUUUAGAAAUGCAAAAUAUUUUAAGGCACACAAAAUAUAUUGUUGUAAACUCGUGAUGAUACAUGCAAUGUAAAAGUACCAGCUUUGGGUAUAAUUUACACUAUUUGCUCUCAAACUUAAAUCUGGCAAUAUGUUUGACACGAACUAUGGGUCCUGAAUGAAGACACAGUGUUUUUUUCUUUCCCAAGGUUUCUGACAUUUGGUUUGAAACUCAAUGAAAGAAUGCCUCCAAAAAAUAAGCAGAAGAAAGUGAUACAUCAAGAUGAACUGCGACGGUUAAUGAGAGAGAAACAAAGGCAAACGAUAGAUAAGAAGCGUGUCGAAUCCCCAUAUGCCAAGUACAACAGUCUCGAUCACCUUAGCUGCGUACUCUGCAACGAGCGAGUAAAGAAUGAACUAUUGUGGCAGACUCACAUUCUUGGAAAACAGCACAAGGAGAAACUUUCUGAGCUCAAGGGGUCUAAACAAAGUUCUACAAGUCAAGGACCCCAGCCUCUGCUUAAAAGGAAAGCUUCUGAAGACACGAAUGGGAAGAAGUUUAAACCAGUGGCAGUUACAGAGCAGUUGUCUACGCCAGGGCUACCUGAUGAUUUCUUUGCUAAACCUGCCCCGCCGGGGCCGAAGAAACUACCAGGAAUAUUGAAAAAAACGGCAUCUGCUGGGCUGAGUCUUUUGGCCGGAGUCGAUGAUGAAGACAGUGAUGAAGAGGCUGGUGACCAGGGGGCAGAUUUUAGCUUGGGUGUGCAGAAGGGGGCACCUGCCUCAGGACUCCCAUCUGAUUUCUUCGACAACAGCACCAUUCCAGCUGUCCCAGCUGCUUCUCAUUCAGGGUCUAUCCUCAAACCAGAUGAAACUGAGAAGAGUGUGGAGAAGAAGGGAAAUACACCUGAAGCGCUACCAGAAGGCUUCUUUGACGACCCAGUGAGAGAUGCCAAAGUCCGUAAUGUCGAUGCUCCCAAAGAUCAAAUGGAUAAGGAGUGGGAAGAGUUCCAAAAGGAAAUGCGGCAGGUGAACACUAAAUCAGAGGCCAUUGUAGCCGAGGAUGACGAGGAGGGUCGUCUUGAGCGUCAGAUUGAUGAAAUCGAUGAGCAAAUGGAAUGUUACAGGAGGGUUGAGGUAUUGAGAGAUAAGCAAGAUGUGGCGAAGAAGGUUGUGAAGGAGAAAACAGAAGACCAGGAAGACUCCAGCAGAAGUGAUGAGGAUGAAGAAGAGCUGCUCCACUUGUUGUCAAGGGAUUGGAGGGCCAAAGGGGCCCUUGCUUAAAAUUCCCAGGGCAUUUUGACCCUAACUUGAUCAAAAGGUUUCUCCAGAUUAUAAAUAAAAGAGCGAAGUUGCAUAGGAAGCCACUUAUUUCCUCCCUCCAUGUCAAUGACAAACAUUUGUUGAGGAUAUUGAAUGUCUAUAUAACAUGCUUUUGUGGUAAACACUGUUUUUCUACUGUCAGACUGUCACACACUUGCGGAAAUACUGUACUAUCAGCAUUCAUUAAAAAAAUGAACAGGAGCCAAAUCCUAAAUUCUCAUUCCUGCAGCCCUUACACACAGCUCAGACCCAUAAUAAAAUGCACUAAUUUUGUUUCCUCUGUGGUUGCACAACAAAUAUACAAUCACAGAAAAUAUUCAAUUUACACCCCAUGUGUUCCUCAUUAUUGGAACCUGGUGCAUACUGGUACAUGAUACACUGCAUUCAAAAACUACAGAGUCCUUUAUGGAAACCUUGACUUGAAUACAGUCUAAUGUUUGAAAAAGUAUGGAAACUACAGAUUGUAAAAUCCUGUUAAUCCACUUGUUCAUUUAUUCAUUCGUGCUCGCACAAAACAAUACAAUACAAUUCCCAAAGCACACAUCUUUGUAGGGACAAUAUUCCUGUCGGAAAUCUAAAUGACAUUUCAAAAUCUGUUUUGCCUAAUUGAGUUACAGAAUUCCACACCAUUACCCUGCAAACCAAAACUACGUUCAAACAGUCCUUUAUGUUAAACUGAUAAAUUACACAUUUAUUCAUGUUACAUUGAAAAACAUGCAAAGCACAACUUCAUAAAACUAUUCCGUUACAAUGCUGAGGAUUAUCUACAGUCCUCUAGCUAUACAAAGCAGCCCAAGCCCCACCCCACCCCACCCCAAACAA
This is a messenger RNA of Oncorhynchus keta (chum salmon), 2175 nucleotides long. RefSeq names its product zinc finger protein 830-like. Bases 274 to 1314 code for a protein of 346 amino acids. The transcript has a single exon. Gene Ontology annotation, biological process: mitotic DNA damage checkpoint signaling; nuclear DNA replication; mitotic DNA replication checkpoint signaling. The record is from RefSeq and is a predicted model, not a curated record. Gene Ontology annotation, molecular function: nucleic acid binding; zinc ion binding. Lineage: Eukaryota; Metazoa; Chordata; Actinopteri; Salmoniformes; Salmonidae. Gene Ontology annotation, cellular component: spliceosomal complex; nucleus.